Macrobrachium nipponense is the source of this 2117-nucleotide messenger RNA. RefSeq names its product serine/arginine-rich splicing factor 4-like. Gene Ontology annotation, molecular function: RNA binding. Gene Ontology annotation, cellular component: precatalytic spliceosome. The coding region runs from base 37 to 1515 and encodes 492 amino acids. Lineage: Eukaryota; Metazoa; Arthropoda; Malacostraca; Decapoda; Palaemonidae. The record is from RefSeq and is a predicted model, not a curated record. The transcript has 17 exons.
UACGUUAGAAGUCGAAUAUGGCAGGAUGACAGGUACAUGGAAGUCCUUUCAACGGGAGGAGGCACCCGAGGUGAGGCGGAAGCCUGGGCUGAUCCCUGGGCAAGAAGAAAGACCCCACCCCGUUCAAGUCGGAAAAAGAAAACAUCCAGAACAAGAAGUUACUCCACUGGUUCAUCCUCUCAUUCAUCCUCCAGAACAUCUCGCUCCUCAUCCUACUCGAGCAGAAGUAGAACCAGAAGUGAAAGUAGAAGCUCCAGAAGCAGCAUGGGGAGUCGUAGCAGUAGGUCACGUUCUUCUUCACAUUCACCCUCCCCAGGGCGACGACGAGGCAAUCACCAUAAAUCUGGCAUACGUUCUUUGUCCAUGAAAGGAAGACCUCCUCCACCUACUGGAUCUCAUACCCGACCUCCGAUACCCCGCAGACCAGUUGAACCCAGAGACCCAAGGAUGCUUAACAUUCCUCGUCGCCCAGAGUCCAAGUCAAGCAAGAUGGAUUCCAAAGACAGGAUGCUCAAUAUACCCAGAAGACCAGAAUCAAAGGCAAACAAGUUGGAGGACAAAGAAAGGAUGCUUAAUAUUCCACGGAGACCUGAGCCAAAAUCUAGCAAGAUGGAUGCUGUCGAGAGGAUGCUUAAUAUUCCACGGAGACCUGAGCCAAAAUCUAGCAAGAUGGAUGCUAUUGAGAGGAUUCUUAACAUUCCUCGGAGACCUGAAACAAAAGGAAACAAGAUGGAUGCUAAAGAGAGGGUUCUUAACAUUCCUCGGAGACCUGAAACAAAAGGAAACAAGAUGGAUGCUAAAGAGAGAAUUGUGCCACCUCCCAUUGAUGUGAAACCCCCUAAAGUACCUCUCAGGGAAAGAUUGGACAAAUUUGGCCGCAUUAGGAGGGAAACCAGUCCUCAUAGGUCUAGAUCUAGAUCUCGUUCACAUUCAAGAGGAAGGCUAGGCAGAACAUUUUCUUCAAGUCGAUCAAGAUCCAGAUCUGGCUCCAGAUCAAGUUCAGCCUCUACUAGGUCGAGGUCUAGGUCACACUCAAGGUCAAGAGGGCACACUGUGUCCAGGUCUAGAUCACGUUCUAGUAGUUCCCAGAGUAGCUCUGCUUCAAGUGUAGGCAGUCGAAGACGAGUUGGGGUAAAGCGAAGGGUAACCCAAGGUACUGUGUCAUAUGGCCAGGCCAAGAGUAAGGCUAUGGAUCCCAUGAAGCUCUCAGGUCAGAAACAGCAAAUUAAACUAACACUUAAAGGUCCAGCAGUGCGACGACUUGACAAACCAGUAUUACCCCAGGAAGAUGACAGUGGUGAAUCUGAUACAGGUGGGAAAAUUGGCAAGAGAAAGCCAGAAAGUCCUCCUCCUGAGCCUCCUCCAGCUAAGAUUGUAGCAAGAAGUCCUCCACCUGCAGCUCCCGUAGCUCCACAAGUUAAAAAGCCCCAGGCUAAUCGAAGAGAGGAGUUACUUAAACAGCUCAGGGCCGUCGAGGAUGCCAUAGCUCGAAAAAGAACGAAACUACCAACAUAGCACAUUAAGAUUUGUGAUAUUGAUAAUUUAAGGAAGACAUGAUGAGUAUUUAUGAGCUAUCUGCGAUCAGAUGACUUCGUUUGAUAUCUCCCUGUAUAUAUAUACCAUAGGCUAAGGAUAUGCUCACAAACGGACCUGCUGCCUAGAGUCAUUAGAGUGUUAAUCUUGAUAUUUCACCGCAAGAAAGACGGAAUCCGGAUUUCCAAAUUCUGAUCAGCACAGAAUGCGUCAACUUCAAGAGAACUGCUAUUGGACCUUGAUGAAAUCAAGUACAGUACUUUUUGUUUCGUAGCUUGCAUCGCUCUUCAUUGGACACGGUAUAGGAAAUUUUUUUAAUGUGUAUAAGAUUGUCUUUAAGUGAUAUUUCACUGAGAUAUAAAUAUUAUCAAUCAGAUUUUUACCAUGUUACUUGUAGCUGUGGAAAACGCAUCUAUUGUUUAAGUGAUCUAAGUUCAGCCAAGUUCAUGUGAGCUUUAGGUGAAUACUGCAUCAGUUUUUUUACUUGAGUCAGUGACUUGAUAUUUCUAUGGGAUCAUCUCCUUCAUGUGAAAAUGUGACAUACAGUGAACUUUUUUGUCUGUAUCAUUAAAGAGAAUAUGGCG